AUGCCCGAACCAAUUCUCAAAAAGUGCUUCAACUGUCGCAUCUUUCUUCCUGAUGAUGCUGUCAAUACAUCUCAAUGCCAGAAGUGCCAAAAAAACGAAGCAAAAUAUGGAGUGCCGGGAACAUGCCAAUACUGCAAGCUGAACGCGGCAUUCCACGACCAGAAGUGUGUUUGGUGUUCACAUGCCGAGAGAAAAUACGGAACUCCAUUCAGUUGUCAAAGUUGUAAAUUACAAUGCGGUUUUGCCAAAAAAGAGAGUGAAAAGUACGAAGGUGCUCCACUUCUCUGUCGGUUGUGUAUUCUCCAAGCUCGUCAUACUGGCCAAACCUCGGUCGCCGGUAUCCCGAUUCCUCCAGAGAAGCCUGAAAAGAAUGGAGAUGGUUCUUCCGCAGAGCAGAAAGCUGAAAAGGAACGCGAAAAAGAGCGUCAUCGCUCCUCUCGUCAUCAUAAGGACAAAGACCAUCGCCGCGAUGACAAACGUCAUCGGGAGCACCGCGAGCAUCGUUCCGGUCAUAAACGUCGUCACGAGGAGUCUAAUAACAACGGGACCUCUUCUUCGUCUUCUGGUGUCCCACCAUUAACCAUUAAUAAUGAGAACGGCCACGGAUUCCCACCAUUCGGAGAACGUGAUCACGGGGAGAAUAUGGAGAAGCAGCAUAGAAUGGAAGACGAAAUUCGUCGUCUCAAGGCUGCAAUUAGUGAGAAAGAUCAGCUACUUUUCGAUAAAGAUAAGCAGAUUAGCAAUCUCAAGGCUGAUCAAUACAAUCUCGAGAAGAAGCACCGUGAGCGCGUCCAACAGCUCAUCAAGGAGAAGGAAGACAGCAUCCGAGCAAUUGAACAUAUGAGAAGCUCGAAGAGUUCAAAGAAAAACUAA
Molecule: messenger RNA, 873 nt
Organism: Caenorhabditis remanei
Lineage: Eukaryota; Metazoa; Nematoda; Chromadorea; Rhabditida; Rhabditidae
Exons: 5
Coding region: 1-873 (290 amino acids)
Source: RefSeq, a predicted model, not a curated record